AAAAAAAAAAAUCGUUUCGAAAAAAAGCUUCGACAAUGAAGAAGAAGACGAGUAGAGAGAAGAAGCUACUGGGAAGUAGCAGAGAUGAUGAGGAGCAAAGAGUCUACGAAGGAAAUAUCGACAGGUCAAUGGCUUUCAUUCCGGAAAAGUCAAACUCAGGCAAAACGAAAUUUGGUCCUGUAAAGAUUAAGAAGCCAGUUAAGACGAAAUUACCUCGAUCUCAAGACAUCACUUUUACUGGAUCUGGCUCCGGCUCCAAUGUGUUAUACACAUUGCCAGGCAAUAUUGCAACGAAAUUAUAUCCACAUCAGAGGGAAGGGCUUAAGUGGCUUUGGUCACUUCACAUAAAAGAAAAUGGUGGUGGUAUUUUAGCAGAUGAUAUGGGCUUAGGGAAGACCUUUCAGAUGGCUAGCUUUCUCUCUGGAUUAUUUCAGUCGAAACUUGUAGGACGAGUUCUCCUAGUAGCUCCCAUCACGUUACACCCCCAAUGGAUCUAUGAAUUAGAUCGUGUGGGAUUGAAAGAACUCACUAAGGAAUACCAUGGCACUUCCAGGAAAGCCCGGGAACAGAAUCUUAACCACGUUCUGCAGGGUCAAGGUGUUCUUAUCACAACCUAUGAUAUGGUACGGUGCCAUACCAAGGCAUUGCAAGGUACCAAAUGGGAUUAUAUGAUUCUUGACGAGGGACAAGCUAUUAAGAACCCUGAAACCCAAAGGACCAAGAGUUUGCAUGAGAUUCCAAGUUCUCACAGAAUAGUAAUAACUGGUACACCCCUGGAGAACAAGCUCGAGGAAAUUUGGGAACUUUUCAACUUCACGUGCCCUGGCCUCCUUGGUGACAAAAAAAGCUUUAAGCAAAGAUUUCAAGACCAUAUUGUUAAGCAGAGUUACAAAAGUUCUUCUCUUAAAGAACAAUCAAAAGGGUCAACUGUAGCAAAGAUCUUCAGGGAGGAAAUUCAACCUGUCUUAUUGCGCCGACUAAAGAAGGAUGUAUUUGGCGAUGAUGCUGGCACAUCCAGACUCCCAAACAAGCAUGAACUUGUAAUAUGGCUUCGUUUGACUACUUGCCAGAGGCAACUAUAUGAAGAUUUCUUAAAAAGAAAUAUUGUUCUGUCAGACUUUGAUAGUACAUCUGUAGCAGCUCUGACCAUUCUGCAAAAAAUCUGUAACCACCCUCUCCUCUUGCCUAAGGAGACAGUUUUUACAUCAGAAGAAGCAGGAAUGUCCUGCAAACUGGCUUUUCUAAUCUCACUAUUGGGACAAUUGAUUCCGGAGGGUCACAGGGUUUUAAUCUUUUCACAUUGGAGCCAAAUGCUCAAUUUAAUUGAGGAGUCUCUGACCUCCAACAAUUUCUCAUAUUUGAGAAUUGAUGGUGGUCAAAAACCCUCUCAGAGAUUGAAGACGAUUACAGACUUUCAAGUAGGUUGCGUCGCUCCAAUUUUUCUUUUAACUUCACAAAUAGGUGGGGUCGGCCUUACUCUCACUACAGCAGACCGUGUGAUAGUGCUGGACCCUUCCUGGAAUCCAAGCAUGGACAAUCAAAUCAUCGAUAGGGCAUACAGAAUAGGCCAGAAGAAUGAUGUAGUUGUUUAUAGGUUGAUAACCUCAGGAACGGUUGAAGAAAAAGUAUAUAGAAAACAGGUAUUCAAAUCAACUUUGUUUAAAACUGUUACUGAGGAUAAAGAACUAUUCCGCUACUUCAGCGAGAAGGACCUUAAAGAAGUUUUCAUUAUUACCAAAGGAGGAUUUGAUGUAUCAGCCACACAACAAAUGCUAUACAAAGAGGACUGUAAGCAGAUCAAACUGGAUGAAACUCUAGAAUCCCAUGUAAAGUUUCUUGAAACUCUUGGCAUAGCUGGAGUUAGCCAUCACAGCUUACUUUUCUCCAAGACACCUCCUGUUCGAGCGAUGCAGAAAUAUGAAGAAGAAGAAAUAAGGAGAGGAACAACGUCGUCCUUGGGAAACCGAUCCUCAACUAUUUCACAAGACAUCGUAAUCAAUGGGGCUGACUAUGCUCACAAACCAAAGGAUGUGAUAUAUGCGAAUUUGUUGAAUAAGACAGUCAACAGUUCCCCAGUCGAAGAGGAGGAAUUCUCGCAAAGCUACAUUAAAGAACGGAUCAGGCAUUAUUCGUAUCUAUUCAAGUGUGUCAAAGAUGAUAUUGGUGAUAAAGGGGCCAAGAUUCAGACAGAGAUUGAUAAAUGGACUCGAUUGUUAAAACCACCCCCACCACCGCCAAAAGAGCAAGAGAUGGUUGCACCACCACCGCCGCAUAGGCCAGGACCAAUAGCUUCUUCAUCUCGUGUUGCUGCUACGGGCCUUGCUUUUCCACCCCCACCUCCUGUGGCACCGCCGCUUCCACCAGGACCACCUCCUGUGGCACCGCCGCUUCCACCAGGACCACCCCCGUGUUCAACAUAGAAGAAUCAAGAAACACCCCAUAGUUAAAAAAAAAAUAUAUGUUUAAUUAGUCAUCGGUGAUAACGAGAGAGAAGGAAAGAAUAAGAAAAAAAAAAAAAAACGUGUAAUUUUUUUUGGGUUUUCUCUAAUAUUUUACCCAGUCAUAUUGUGACACAUAUGGUUUUGUCAGAGUUUACAUCUAUUAUUUUUUCUUUUUCGGCCAA
Messenger RNA from Camelina sativa (false flax), 2623 nucleotides. RefSeq names its product protein CHROMATIN REMODELING 24. The record is from RefSeq and is a predicted model, not a curated record. NCBI's taxonomy places the organism in Eukaryota, Viridiplantae, Streptophyta, Magnoliopsida, Brassicales, Brassicaceae. Gene Ontology annotation, molecular function: ATP binding; DNA translocase activity.